AUGAUUUCUACAACGAAGCAACAACACUUGACUUCAUAUCUGCACCACUUACUUCCUCCUCCACUUUCUCUCUUCAAUAUCGGCGCCAGUGGAAGAACUCGCUUGAAAGCUUUGCCUUUUCGCUUCUCCGCUGCUCUGUGCUUUGCGGACGCACCACCACCGACAACAUCCUGGCCGUUCCCCACCAUCUUCUUUCCGUCUACUUUGUCUUUCUUUGGAGACAAUAUCGGCAUUCACACCUGCGUUCUGACACCGACAACAAACAAACCGUCACCGCCUACUACUGCUUUCUCUGCUUGA
This is a messenger RNA of Lactuca virosa, 300 nucleotides long. The record is from the annotation of a GenBank genome assembly. Lineage: Eukaryota; Viridiplantae; Streptophyta; Magnoliopsida; Asterales; Asteraceae.